Messenger RNA from Annulohypoxylon truncatum, 1522 nucleotides. Its product is annotated as DHH phosphoesterase. Gene Ontology annotation, cellular component: cytoplasm. Gene Ontology annotation, molecular function: exopolyphosphatase activity. The record is from RefSeq and is a predicted model, not a curated record. Bases 150 to 1433 code for a protein of 427 amino acids. The transcript has 2 exons. Lineage: Eukaryota; Fungi; Ascomycota; Sordariomycetes; Xylariales; Hypoxylaceae.
CCUGAUAUUAGAGCUAUAACAUAGCAGGUACACCACUAAAAUUCAAGGGGAAUUGCGGGGGACCCAGAAAACAGCAAACGCGAUGACGUUAACGUCCGCAUGCUAAUCCUACACAACAACUCAACUGCCGACACCCGGAACAUGAAAAGAUGACGGACGGCACGUCUAGCCAACCGCAGGAAAUGCCGCCGCAGAAAUCGCUGCGGGCUUUUCUAUCGACAGCCCGCGCGGCGCUCACGGCUCCGCCGUCGAAGCGUCCCGCGCCGCUGCAUUUUGUUGUUGGGAAUGAGGCUGCCGACCUUGAUUCUUUGUGCUCGACGCUCCUCCUCGCGUACUUCCGCAGCUGCGCGCCGCCGCACGUGACGCAUGUGCCGCUGUGCCAUCUCCCGCGCGCGGAUCUCGCGCUGAGGCCUGAGUUCGACGCUGUGCUUGGGCGCGCUGGGGUUGGUGGGGAGGAUGUGCUUACGUUGAGUGAGCUGCCGAAGGGUAUAAGGCCCGAGGACACGAGGUGGUUGCUCGUAGACCACAAUGUGUUGACGGGAAGGCUUGGGAAGGAGUUCGGCGAUAGGGUGGUUGGGUGCGUGGACCAUCAUGACGAUGAGGGGGUCGUGCCGAAAGAUGCGGAUCCGAGGGUUAUUGAGAAAGCGGGGAGUUGUAUGAGUUUGGUCGUCGAGCAGUGUCGCGAGACGUGGGAUGCGUUGACGAAGGGAAAGGGAGAUGGGAAAGGGGAAGGCAAGGGAGAUCUGACGAAGAAGGCGGAGAUUAAUCGACAGCUGGCGUACCUGGCUCUCGCGCCGAUCCUAAUCGAUACGGCGAAUCUGGGGAACAAGGACAAGACGACGGCGCACGACGAGCGCGCGGUCGAGAUCGCCGAGGGCUACAUUGUACCAUCUACUUCCAACGCCGCCACUACGAGUUCCGCCGACGUUUACGACCGUGCCAAGUUCUUCGCCGAAGUAUCUGCCCUUAAGGAGGACAUUUCGCAGAUGUCGGCCCGCGACGUCCUGCGCAAGGACUAUAAGGCGUGGACCGAGGGAGCCCUGAAGCUGGGCACCUCGUCCGUGCCGCAGUCCUUUGCGACUCUGAUCAAGCAGGCUGGCGGCGAGAGCGCGCUGUUGGCGGAGUUAGAUCGGUGGAUUGACGAGAACGGGUUGGAUGUUAUGGUCGUGUUGACGACGUCCAAGGAUGACGAGGGAAAGUUUACUAGGGAAUUGAUGGUCUGGACCAGGGGUUUGCCGCAUGUCGUGAGCGCGGUGAAGGGGUUUAUAGAAGACGAGGGGAAGGCGGAACUGGGACUGCAAGCUUGGGGAGAGGGGAAGCUGGAUAUGGAGGAUGGGGAGGGGAAUUGGAGGAGGUGCUGGAGACAAGAGAGGGUGGAAUUUAGUAGGAAGAAGAUCGCGCCUAUGUUGAGGGAUGCGUUGAAAAAGGUGUAAUGGGCUGUGAUGGCGGGCCUUUAAGGAGAAAUCAUCGUUCAAUAAACGCGUCACCUCAUCAAACUAUAUCAGCGGACGUUCAAUAGACA